Molecule: messenger RNA, 293 nt
Organism: Dentiscutata erythropus
Lineage: Eukaryota; Fungi; Glomeromycota; Glomeromycetes; Diversisporales; Gigasporaceae
Source: the annotation of a GenBank genome assembly
AAUUUGUAACAUCAUCUCAUGAAAUUUGGCUUCGUGCAGUACAUAAAAUGUUUGAUUAUUGCCAUCAAAAUAAUUUUUUACAUGUGUGGGCUUACUGUUGGAAUAAAUGGUAUCGAUGGGACAGAUGGAAGCUUUGGGCUUUAUCUGCUACUCCAGAAAUUUCCAUAAUUCAAACAACUAUAAUUAUUGAAACUCAUUGGCAAAUUUUAAAAAGAGAUUACUUAUAUAAAUUUAACCAACCAUAUAUAGAUCUUGUAUAUUAUAUUCUUAUUGAAAAAUUAUUACCGAUGUAG